Molecule: messenger RNA, 648 nt
Organism: Lactuca sativa (garden lettuce)
Lineage: Eukaryota; Viridiplantae; Streptophyta; Magnoliopsida; Asterales; Asteraceae
Product: vacuolar protein sorting-associated protein 53 A-like
Biological process (GO): retrograde transport, endosome to Golgi
Cellular component (GO): GARP complex
Source: RefSeq, a predicted model, not a curated record
AUGGAGAAGUCGAGUACUUUGGACUACAUCAACCAAAUGUUCCCUAUAGAAGCAUCUUUAUCAGGUGUGGAGCCACUGAUGCAAAAAGUACACAAUGAGAUACGUGUUGUGGAUACAGAAAUUCUUGCUGCUGUCCGUCAACAGAGUAAUUCAGGUACAAAGGCAAAGGAGGAUUUGGCUGCAGCUACACGUGUUGUUCAGGAACUCAUGUAUAAAGUUAGAGAAAUUAAAACCAAAGCUGAACAAAGUGAAACAAUGGUUCAGGAAAUAUGUCGUGACAUCAAAAAGCUGGAUUUUGCAAAAAAACACAUAACAACUAAAAUCACUGCCCUCCAUCGUCUUAAUAUGCUUGUGUCUGCCAUCGAACAACUUCAAGUAAUGGCUUCAAAACGACAAUAUAAAGAGGCUUCUGCACAGUUAGAGCUUAGGUAUAGGGAAAGAGACAGAGGAAAGCAGUUUGUUGCAGCAUUUAACAGAUGCUUGGACAGAGGAAAGCAGUUUGUGCCUUUGAAGGGGUAUGAUUCUCAUCACAUCACUGAAGAACAUCUAAGUGGCAAAAUAAUAUCACGUUUUGUUCUUCUUUGUGCCUUCGAAACUGCAAGAGAUGCUGGAGCACUUAGAGAACCUAAGGACAAACUGGAGAAGUGA